This is a messenger RNA of Ilyonectria robusta, 1514 nucleotides long. RefSeq lists its product as uncharacterized. NCBI's taxonomy places the organism in Eukaryota, Fungi, Ascomycota, Sordariomycetes, Hypocreales, Nectriaceae. The record is from RefSeq and is a predicted model, not a curated record. Gene Ontology annotation, molecular function: oxidoreductase activity. The coding region runs from base 72 to 1514 and encodes 480 amino acids. The transcript has a single exon.
CAGCAGCCAGCGUUCAGUUGCCUAACCCAAGUCACUCAUUACCACAUUCCUUUCUCUGCCCAGUUCUUACUAUGAGGUUCUCCGACUUCACUCCCGCCCUUUGGGCCCUGUGGCUCUCGCAAGCCAGUGCCGGCUCCUGCAAGCCCAGCCCUGCCGCUCCUAUCGACGUCGACGUGGCCGUCAUUGGCGGCGGCUCCGGCGGUAUCCAUGCGGCAAUCCAGCUCAAGGAUGCCGGUGCCAAGGUUGUCGUUAUCGAGAAGAAGUCCCAGAUCGGAGGUCACGCCGAAACAUACACCAACCCCGCGACUGGCAUCCCGGCCAACAUAGGCGUCGUCCUCUUCGAAAGCAGCGAGAUUGUCAAGAAGUACUUUGCACGCCUGGGAGUUGCCACAGCCAACCAGAAUCCUGCCACCCUCGUCUCGAAUGCAAAGUCGUAUGACUUCUCACUGGGCAUUCCUAUCCCGGCACAGAAUGCCACUGCUGCGGCUGCCGCGCAGCAAGCUAUUGGAGCUGCCAUUCAGGCCUACUCUCAGAACGUCCUGUCCAAGUACGGGUGGGUGGACCAAGGAUACUUCAUCCCUGAGCCCGUACCUGAGGAGCUCACCAUGCCUUUCGGGCAGUUUGCUCAAAAGUACGACUUCAGCGCCCUCCUGCCUGUCAUCAGCCAGUUCAACUGGUACCCUGGCGACAUCUCCACCAUCCCCGCGAUUUACGGCAUCAAGGGUUUCGGUCCCGGUCUGCUGAGCAGCUUUACGAGCCAGUUCAUCGUCUCUGCGUCUGGCGACACGCGAAGCCUGUACCAUGCAGCCGCAGCCGAGUUGGGUGACAGUGUGCUCCUUGACUCAACCAUUGUCUACGUCAAGCGUGACACGGGCAACUCGAAGACGUCUGGCGUCUCCCUGAUUGUAAAGCAGCCCAACCAGCCGUCCAAGAUCAUCCGAGCUCGCAAGCUCCUCAUUGCCAUUCCCCCAACCUUGGAGAACGUCGGGUCCUUCGACCUGUCCAAGGCAGAGCGCAAGCUGUUCUCCAAGUUCUCUGCCCUCGGAUACUGGGCCGGCGUUGCGGAUAUUCCUGGCAUGGACGGGAGUCUCCAAAACGUUGGAGCCCUCACGCCGUACAACACGCCCGUCAUUCCGGGAGAUAACGGCUUCUUCACCACCGGAUCUCCCAACCAGUUCCUGCUCGGCGUGGCCUUUGACAACACCCAAUAUACUGACGAUGAUGCUAAGGCCGUCGUGCGUAAGGAGCUGGCCACCCUCGCCGCUGUUGGUGCAGUGCCGGCGGACGCAGCGCAGAAGGUUACCUUCCCGUACACCUCGAACCACGCGCCUUACAACGUCCGUGUGUCGGGUAAGGAUAUUGGUGCGGGCUUCUAUCGCGAGUUUCUGGGUCUGGAGGGCUCGCGCAACACUUACUGGACCGGCGCCGCGUUCGCUGGUCACAACAGUGGAUUGAUCUGGACGUGGAACGAGGGCACCGUGGUGCCCGCCUUGAAGAAGGGUCUCGGCCUUUGA